This is a messenger RNA of Prunus mume (Japanese apricot), 1848 nucleotides long. RefSeq names its product La protein 1 (gene LA1). Gene Ontology annotation, molecular function: mRNA binding. Gene Ontology annotation, biological process: RNA processing. The record is from RefSeq and is a predicted model, not a curated record. Gene Ontology annotation, cellular component: ribonucleoprotein complex; nucleus. Lineage: Eukaryota; Viridiplantae; Streptophyta; Magnoliopsida; Rosales; Rosaceae.
CAGAAACGAACUCAAAGCCCAAACCAAAGCUUAAAAUAUCCUGCGAAAGCCAAAACCCUAGGAGCUCUCUCUCUCUCUCUCUACCUCUCCUCUGUUCGCUUUCGCUGUUUAGAAGCCAAGCAAGUUACACAAAAACACACAUACUCUCUCUCUCUCUCUCUCUCUCUCUCUCUCCCAACAAUGGCGACGCCUUCAUUGGACGAAGAAACUUCGAAGAAAGUGCUCCGCCAGGUUGAGUUUUACUUCAGCGAUAGCAAUCUUCCUCGGGACGAUUUUCUCAAAAAAACCAUAAGCGAAAGCGAAGAAGGAUUGGUUAGCUUGGCUUUGAUAUGCUCGUUUACUCGGAUGAGAAAUCAUCUCAAGUUGGGGGAUGUGAAGCCAGACAGUGUCCCUGAAGAUAGAGUCAAGGCUGUUGCCGAAACUCUUCGAAAAUCUACCACCCUAAAGCUUUCCGAAGACGGCACAAAGGUUGGCAGGUCUACUGAAAUCCUGAAGCCAGAGGAGUUGAUAGAGCAGGUAGACAUAAGGACCGUAGCUGCUUCACCGUUUGAGUAUGAUGCAAAGCUUGAAGACGUCGAAACAUUUUUUGGACAAUUUGCCAAGGUUAACAGUGUGAGGCUGCCCCGUCAUGUUGCAGACAAAAAGCUGUUUUGCGGCACUGUCUUGGUCGAGUUUUCCACAGAGGAAGAAGCCAAUAAGAUCCUGGAGCAAUCUUUGGAUUAUUCAGGUCUCAAGUUAGACCUAAAACCAAAGAAGGAUUUUGAUACUGAUAGAGAAAGAGAGGUAAAGGAGUAUGAGGCUUGCCCUCGGACCGAUACAAACCGCAAGAAUAACUCAAAACCAGAGGCAGACUAUCCUAAAGGGUUGAUUGUUGCAUUCACGUUAAAGAGCACAUCAGAUAAAGGUUCUGCAGAGCAUAGUGGUACUCCUGCCACUGCUAAUGGUAGUACAAAUGGUAACAAAACUGAUGGUCACAUUGAUUCUUCAGAGAAUGCUACCGAAGAAACUGAAAAGAAGGUGUCGGAAGAUGUUAACCGAGGUGAUGGAGAUGAAGAAAUUCCUGGAGAGGAUGUUAAGGAGAAUAAGGAAAAUGCUGAUGAGAAGAAUAGUUCAGAUGGUGGUGAAGGAAAGGAAACUGGAGAUGGGGAAAAUCCUUCUGAAGUUCCCGCUGCAAAGAGUGGAGAGAAGGAAGAAAGAUUGAGUGCUGCCGCAUACAAAGAUAACAUGGAUGUUGUUAUGCGUGAGGAUUUGAAGAGUGUAUUCCAAAAAUUUGGCACUGUUAAGUACAUUGAUUUUAAGAUCGGAGAAGAAUCAGGAUACAUUCGGUUCGAAGAGCCUGAAGCAGCUCAGAAAGCACGUGCUGCUGCAGUCCUUACUGACCUAGGAGGUCUGGUUGUGAAGAAUUUCAUUGCAACUUUGGAACCAGUCAGCGGUGAGGCUGAAAAGGAGUACUGGAGCCUCUUCCGUGGCCACCAAGAAAAAUUCCGCGAUAGUAAGAGCCACCGCGGAGGAGGAAGGGGAGGGAGACACAACAAUAGGGGUUGGAAACAUGGCCGAUCAAGGGACAAUGACAACGGAAGUCGCCCAAACAGAGCCCGGAAAUUUUGAGCUACAGGAGAGCCUCCAAUCCAGAAAUCUCAAACCUGUUUUGGGAUCAAUUUUGUGCAAUACCGUUUAGAGAUAUGUUAGGUUUAUUAGCACAUUGCUUUUUGAUCGCCUGGUGGUUUUUUUUUUCUUCGUUUUGAACAAUAAUACAAUAAUAUAGUUCCAUUACCCUGUCUCUGCCUGUGUAACUCGAAUAAUAUAAUUAUUCAAAUUUAUUUUCCUAAUUUAUUUUAUUGUAUUUUA